Messenger RNA from Camelina sativa (false flax), 711 nucleotides. Its product is annotated as MYB-like transcription factor ODO1. The record is from RefSeq and is a predicted model, not a curated record. Lineage: Eukaryota; Viridiplantae; Streptophyta; Magnoliopsida; Brassicales; Brassicaceae.
AUGGGGAGGCAGCCAUGUUGCGACAAGCUUCUGGUGAAGAAGGGGCCGUGGACGGUGGAGGAAGACAAGAAAUUGAUAAAUUUUCUAUUGAACAACGGCCACCGUUGCUGGAGGGCUUUGCCUAAGCUGGCCGGUCUUCGUCGCUGUGGGAAGAGCUGCCGUCUACGGUGGACCAAUUAUCUUCGACCUGACUUGAAGAGAGGUCUUCUCUCUGACGCCGAGGAACAGCUUGUCAUCGACAUUCAUGCUCUUAUCGGCAACAUAUGGUCCAAGAUCGCUGCAAGAUUACCAGGAAGAACAGACAACGAAAUAAAAAAUUAUUGGAAUACUCAUAUCAAGAAGAAGCUCCUUAAGAUGGAAAUCGAUGAAAGUAGCACGAUCACUCAUCAAAAUAGUUCAAAAGAUGAUUAUGAGUUACUUGGUGAUAUUAUUCAUAACGAUGAAGAUUUAUUCAAUAUUCUAUGGACCAACGAUGAACCUCCACUAGUCGGUCCAUCAUGGAGCAAUAAUAAUGUCGGUGUUGUUGGAACAGUCGGAGACAAGAACAACAUUGUGGCCGGGGAAGAUCUUCCGACAUGGCCAUUAGAAGAAAAGAACGGUGACAGUUGGAUGUUUUUAGAUUAUUGCCAAAACUUUGGCGUUCAGGAUUUUAGGUUCGAUUGUUACCAUGGUUUUGGUCAAAGCUUCAUGGAGACUGGUCACAAGGAUUAA